UGAUCUUCCAAACAUCAAUCAAAGCUUUACAGUCUUUUUCUUUCUUUCUAUUUAGUUUGAGCAGACAAAAUAACUAAAAGACAAAUGGAUGACAUAUCAGUGAGCAAAAGCAAAUCAAGCAAUCAUGGGAAUGUUGUUGUGCUCAACGUCCAAGAUUCUUCUGUUGCAGACACUUCUAACAAAAAAGAGUCAUCGUUCUCGCCAUUGAUCUCUGUUCAUUUCUUGCAAAAGCUUAUAACAGAACUCGUGGGAACUUAUUACCUGAUAUUUGCGGGUUGUGCCGCUAUUGCUGUGAAUGCUCAACACCACAAUGUUGUGACUCUUGUGGGCAUUGCACUGGUUUGGGGUAUAGUGAUUAUGGUUCUUGUUUACUGUCUCGGCCACAUCUCUGCACAUUUCAAUCCCGCUGUCACUCUUGCCUUAGCAUCUUCC
Camelina sativa (false flax) is the source of this 432-nucleotide messenger RNA. Lineage: Eukaryota; Viridiplantae; Streptophyta; Magnoliopsida; Brassicales; Brassicaceae. The record is from RefSeq and is a predicted model, not a curated record.